Molecule: messenger RNA, 534 nt
Organism: Rosa chinensis
Lineage: Eukaryota; Viridiplantae; Streptophyta; Magnoliopsida; Rosales; Rosaceae
Product: glucose-6-phosphate isomerase 1, chloroplastic
Exons: 5
Coding region: 257-517 (86 amino acids)
Biological process (GO): gluconeogenesis; glucose 6-phosphate metabolic process; glycolytic process
Cellular component (GO): cytosol
Molecular function (GO): monosaccharide binding; glucose-6-phosphate isomerase activity; carbohydrate derivative binding
Source: RefSeq, a predicted model, not a curated record
UGGCUAUCACUCAAGAAAAUUCAGUAUUAGACAACACUGCUAGAAUUGAGGGCUGGUUAGCUAGAUUCCCAAUGUUUGACUGGGUUGGGGGAAGAACAUCUGAAAUGUCUGCAGUUGGUCUUCUUCCAGCAGCGCUUCAGGGAAUUGACACAUUGCUGAAGUUUCUGAAUCAUAAUGUCAGAGUAUCUGUUCAAUUUUGAUUUUGAGUUGUGAUUCCUGUCAAGUACCUUUUCGUGGCACAUGAGCUAGGUCAUCUAUGAGGGUUAAGAAUAAUCCUGCCGCCUUGCUUGCUUUAUGCUGGUAUUGGGCUACUGAUGGAUUGGGAUCCAAGGAUAUGGUUGUUCUUCCUUACAUGGACAGCCUAUUAUUAUUUAGUCGGUAUUUGCAGCAGUUGGUCAUGGAACCUAUUGGGAAAGAAUUUGACCUUGAUAGUAAUCGGGACUUACAGUGUACGGAAACAAAGGGAGCACGGAUCAGCAUGAGUGAGUUUUCAAUUUACUUUAUUAGGUUUAUCUAGAUCUUGAUGUAAACCAU